Bemisia tabaci is the source of this 1302-nucleotide messenger RNA. RefSeq names its product NK3 homeobox bagpipe. The record is from RefSeq and is a predicted model, not a curated record. Gene Ontology annotation, molecular function: RNA polymerase II cis-regulatory region sequence-specific DNA binding; DNA-binding transcription factor activity, RNA polymerase II-specific. Gene Ontology annotation, biological process: regulation of transcription by RNA polymerase II; cell differentiation. Lineage: Eukaryota; Metazoa; Arthropoda; Insecta; Hemiptera; Aleyrodidae. Gene Ontology annotation, cellular component: nucleus.
AGUAGCUCCUGAUUUCCAGCCGCGGCUCGUGCAUCUGAGCAAAUACGCGCCCCCCUCGCUCCGUUGAGUUGUGUUUGUCGUUACGGGAUCCCGCCCGGGUUUUAUGCGAUUGUUUGGUCAUUGCUGCAGAUGUGAAUAUUUCGAUAGUGAGCAAUUUCAAACCUCGAGGAAAAUGGAUGAAAAUUGCCAACAAAAUGAAUUGAGAAGUGACACACCUGUAGAGGAGAAAGCCAAUCAGCCGGCAGUCACUCCUUUUUCCAUCGUGGACAUCCUCAGGAAGGACUCCUCGACUCACGAGAGCCUUGCCCAAGCGGAUGCAGACGUCACAGGCCGCUCUGAGAGUGAACAGGCAGAAGAGGAGGAUGCAAGAACUGGGCCUCGAGAGGAACUAGAUUGUUACGAGGACACCGCCAUUGAUAUGUCAACCAGGACGGACAUCCGAAUGACACCAGAAAAAUUUUCGCAGCACCGAAGUCGGCUGAAAGGUGACGUAUUCCAGUCCUCAAGUCUAUUUUUCAUCCGGCAUCCAGAGUACUUCAUGCAGUAUCAUCAUAAGUCCCCAAAGAGCCUCUAUUCAACUGCUCCGCUAUUUUCGGCCAAGUACGCUCCACAAGCCCAUCCUGAGGAGAUUAGUAAAUCGGGACCUCUACUGGACAGCGCCAGUCACCGGAAAAAACGGUCACGGGCUGCUUUCUCCCAUUCGCAGGUUUACGAGCUCGAGAAACGCUUCAACCAACAGAAAUACCUCUCCGGCCCCGAAAGAGCAGACUUGGCACACUCUCUUAAACUGACGGAGACGCAGGUGAAAAUCUGGUUCCAAAAUCGGCGUUACAAAACCAAGCGGAAACAGCUGCAACAGUUGGAAAACUCGAAUCUAACCACUGCUAGCUCCAACUCAAACGGGAAGAAAGUCGCUGUGAAAAUCCUGGUUCGGAAUGACCAACCGGUUCCUUUAGGCCCCGAAGGUCUCCUGGACUACGAUCUUGACGCAGAGGCUCCCAGCGAUCUCAUGUUGCACCUCAACAGCCUUCACUUCGCGAAACAGAAACGGGAUCGCUUCGGGCCGCCCAAGACCAAGGAGGAUGCUCUUUCCAGUUAUUUCGGACCGGGGCUACUGCCUUUUCCGUCCAGCUACUGUUAUUACCCAUCUUUGUACAGCGGUGUUGGGCACAGGAACAGCCCUUACGCAAAGAGUGAUGGGCAAGAUGAUAGGAAUGUGGCGGAUUCGGUCUCCACCGAUGAGAACUCAUCGUGCGCAUACCAGGAUUGAGGGGAAGUUCCAAAGUGAAGGCAAAGAGACAA